AUGCUGGUGGUGGUCGGAAUCUUUGCCAUCCUCAUCCUCCUGUUUUUCGUCGUAAUCCCCUGCCUCAAGCGAGCCGCCGCCCGUAGCGCCGGCGAUCACUCUUCCGGAGAACUGUUUUCCCAAUCAUCACCGCGGGGCCGGCAGCUGGCGGCGGCGGACAAAAGGGAUGAAUGA
Molecule: messenger RNA, 174 nt
Organism: Linum tenue
Lineage: Eukaryota; Viridiplantae; Streptophyta; Magnoliopsida; Malpighiales; Linaceae
Source: the annotation of a GenBank genome assembly